This is a messenger RNA of Aureobasidium uvarum, 1953 nucleotides long. The record is from the annotation of a GenBank genome assembly. NCBI's taxonomy places the organism in Eukaryota, Fungi, Ascomycota, Dothideomycetes, Dothideales, Saccotheciaceae.
AUGCAAGCACUUUGGUCUCGAAUAGCACAGACCGGACUCAGCUGCCAUUGCCCGUCAUGUGUGUCGGCCGGUGCCAGCGGACUUGCUAGGCAGUCCACCAAUGCCGCCGGCAGGAGGCCGGUGAGAUGGGCAUUGUCGUCGACUUUCGUAUACUCGGGCAUCUUUGCCGCCGCCGCUACUACCGAUGCUGGAUUCAAACAAAAGAGACGCGAACAAUGGGAUCGUGCUAUCGCAGACAUCAAACACGAUCUGGACGAUUCUCAAUUGGACAAGAGAACCCAAGCCAGGCAACAGACGGAAGAACAUCCCCAGGCCGGGAAAGAGCAGGAAGAGUUAUACAGGUGGAAACCGCUCUUUGACGACCCGCAGGACGCCGUUCUCGAAGAUCAACACCAAGAAACACAUCUUGAUGGCCCAGUAUGGCCAGAGAAUACAGGAGCCGGCCUACAUCGACCCUUUGUCGCUCCCACGUCUAUCUAUGCAAGGCCUUCCGCCCGAGAAAGGGCACUCGCCGCCCGCUGGACGACAAAGAAGAUACGCACAACCGAGUUGGCUGUCGACAAGCUUAUUCUUCGCAUGCUUUUACAUCUGGAUGAACUCAAUGCUCGUAAAGAUAUAGCUGCUGCUGUACCCGAACAAUGUCACGAUCUCUUCGGCGCCCCUGCUUCUCGCCUCAAGGCUCUUCUGCUAUACACCAAUGACCGACACAUGGAGGCCACCACCUCCCCAGAUCCGCAUGCGCACUUCAACGAUCUCCCACAACAACACAAACAUGGUGUCACCUAUCGACAGGAUGGGUUUGGUGAAUACCACCAGACUGCACAAGAUCUGAACUCUGCUCUGGGCCUGCUGUUUAAGAAGAAAGAAUCAGGCCAACUAGCCUAUGAGCAACUUGUUGCAAGGAUAGCCUACAAUCUCUACAUCUCUUCAGCAGCUCCCAACUUGGAUUGCUGGAAUACCUUACUUCGCGGCUUCAUGGAAUGCGAAAACAUCGGCCUGGUGAACCCAACACUAUAUGCUAUCCAGAAUGCCAAUGUCCGUCGCAACGAGACCACAAUAAAGGCUACGCUCAAGUAUUAUAUCAUGAUCAACCGGUCCAGCGAGUUCACCGCCUUCGUUGAUAAAGUUCGUGGCUCGGGAAAAGGUCUGAUGCUCGCAAAGCCCACCAUCACUGUCAACGACUCAGGUCGUUCUCGUCUGGUGGUGAAAGAGAAUGGCAAGAUUGUUCAAAAGCCAUAUCACACGCCAGCAGUCACGGAAAUCAUUGUUUAUGGCGUCUUGCACUUUAUCGGCUUCGACGCAGCCGUCCGCAUUGCAACAGACAUGGGUCAAGAAGGAUGGGGUCUAUCUAUCCGUGGUUUGACUCCACUACUUGAUGAUCGAGCGCGAAAAGCAGACUACAAAGUCGGAUGCCAGAUAUGGGAUCUGAUCAAAAGGCUUCAAGAGGAGAGCAGAGCCAAAGGCAAGCCAGAAAGAUUGUUCGCCCGCACGUACUCGGCGAUGAUGCGUUUGUGUAGUGCUUGCAACGAAAUGGUCCGCUUCGACGAGAUAUUGCGCGAAGCACGGGCUGCCAAAUACGAGCAUCGAGAGUUGCUGAAUAUGUUCAGGCAAGAAAUGCUCAAAGGAUCGUCUCCAGUGCGUCAAUUGGAAGACCCCAAUUCGAACCUGCAGCGAUAUACGCGAGGGGUCACGCAAGCGGACAUUGAGAACAUUGAAGAGAAGGAGCCUGAAAAAGUGGAUGAAGAGGUCUGGACGGCGUCGGAAACUCGUUCUGUAAUGCCAGCACUCAGUGCUGACCCUACCUCUGGUUCAGAUCUGGACUUGGACGAUAAAGUUGGUUGGCUACCAGAAUCUCCUACCAUCACAACAUCCCCCAGUGUUGACUCUAGCUCUGGUCUGGAUUACCAGGAUGAGGAUGCUUGGCUGGACAGACCAAUGAAACUAAGCCAAUAA